CCUCCUCCCAGCGGCCCCCCUCCCUCUCUCAUCCCCACCUUGGACAGCAGUGGGCAUCCAGGUGGAUAUGAUGGCCGUCCCGUUCCACCAUACCCCUUCCCCACAGGUGGUUUCCCUCCUCCUAUGACAGGUGGCUACCCUCCUCCUAUGCCAGGUGUGGUGUCUCCAUGGCCUCCUAUGAUGGACCAGUCUAAACAGUGGGACUACUACCCUCCAGGACCGGGACCAGGACCAGGACCCAGACGGGAGGACAAGAGGGAGAAGGAGAGAGAGAGACCCAGGGAGAGACCACAUGAGAGGGAGAGAGAGAGGGAGCACAGCCCUUCCACUAUGGCUUACAACAGUGAUGAGGAGCGGUACCGCGGUUACCGGGAGUACCAGGCGGAGCGUGGCUACAGCGGCGGUGACCGUGGAGGAGGUGACCGUGGAGGGGGGGAGCGUGGAGGCGUAGACCGUGGGGGUGAUCGUGGAGGGGGAGCGUGGUGGUGACCGUGGCAGUGGUGGUGAGCGUGGUGGUGGUGGAGGGGAGCGUCACAGAGAGAGGUCGAGCCGUGAGAAGGAGGAGAGACACAGAGAGAGAAGACACAGAGAGAAGGAGGAGGGGAGACACAAGUCAUCACGCAGUAGCAGCAGGAGGAGACAUGAUAGUGAAGAAGGAGACGGGCACAGGAGACACAAACACAAGAAGAGCAAGAGAAGCAAGGAGGGCAAGGAACCUAGUGAUGACAUGGGAGGAGACCAGGAGAACCAGGACACCAUGGAGUGAUGAA
Salmo salar (Atlantic salmon) is the source of this 770-nucleotide messenger RNA. The record is from RefSeq and is a predicted model, not a curated record. Lineage: Eukaryota; Metazoa; Chordata; Actinopteri; Salmoniformes; Salmonidae.